Pseudophryne corroboree (corroboree frog) is the source of this 9877-nucleotide messenger RNA. RefSeq names its product helicase with zinc finger 2 (gene HELZ2). The coding region runs from base 280 to 8685 and encodes 2801 amino acids. Gene Ontology annotation, molecular function: 5'-3' DNA helicase activity; RNA nuclease activity; ATP hydrolysis activity. The record is from RefSeq and is a predicted model, not a curated record. The transcript is spliced from 21 exons. NCBI's taxonomy places the organism in Eukaryota, Metazoa, Chordata, Amphibia, Anura, Myobatrachidae.
CCGCGCCUCCCACCCGUGACCAUGGCUGACGCACCAGCUUAGAUGAGAGGACUGAGGAGGAGGCGGGACACCGUGACGACAUGACUGUGAAUCGGGUUAUUAUGGUGAAGAGAAGCUAGAGAAACGAAAGUAAUGGGAUGGUGUGAGUGGGGAGACAGGCGGUGUGUGUGAUGCCCAGUGUGUGGAGGCAGCAGCCAGCCAGAGAGGAGGCAGCAGGCACUUAGGUAGCAGCACUGAUAGCGAAUACCGGGCUGACUGCUCCAUCCUGCUGGGACUGCGAUGGGAAAGCUCACAGGACUGGUUUCUCCAGAUCUGGCCCCACUUCUAGAAAAUGUGGAGUUACACCUGGCAUGUUCAACCUGCUGCACAAAGAAAUAUGGCAUCACUUAUACAUACCACCCCUCAAACCACAGCUGCACUGCCCAGUUGCUCCUUGCUAAAUGUGUGGGUGUUAACAAUGGUAAUGAGUGGUAUGAAGUGAGACGGCGCCCAGCUUACCCUGUGCCUGCCCGUUAUAUAGUUUGCUGGCAUUACCAACCCAAAAAAGGUUGCAUCAGGCAUUACCAGAAUUGCAGUUUUGCUUGGUGUACUGAAGAAAUUCAUGUCUGGUCCUUUGAGAAGACGCAUAAGCUUGAGAGGAAUCAUCUCCGGUCCUUACUACUGCCCUCCUCAACCCCAAGUACUAAUUGCAAGAAGCUCAUUAGCUGGGAAGAUAUUUUGAGUGAAUUUGGAGGGAAGUUUCAGGACAUUUGCGAACAAUGUUUUUAUCAGAGCCCUCCAGUGGUCACGGAUAAAGAUUUAUGCCAAUCUCAUCCUCGCGCAGUGCCCCUUCUUGCUCACAUUGUUGUUGAUGACACAAGGAAACAAUGUCAUGCUAUCCAGCCAUUGCCUUCCUUACAUCACAUCCACUUAUGCAGCCAACUUUCUCAAGGGUUUCUCUGUCGUGCAGAAAGUGGGCACUGCCCAAACGCACAUAGUGAGGUGGAGCUUGCAGUGUGGAAGGCAGAGCAAAAAUUUGGAUUAAGUCGCAGUAAGAUUCAGGAGAGCAGAGGACUGAACAUGGGUUUUUACUGUCGUCUUUGCCUGGUUAGCGCCAGUACUCAAGAAAGUUUUGAGGUUCACUGUUCUUCUCUUGAACAUGGACGAAUGAUGGCAGCGGAUUCACUGUCAGUGUGGAAUCACCGUGCCCCACCACUUGGCAUGAAUCGCUUUUUACUCUGUGAAAACCCUUAUCAGUGUAUAUAUGGUAACGGCUGCCAGAAAGCUCACAGCCAAGAUGAGCUGCAGGAAUGGAUUCUUCGGGUUAAAGUCUGCAGGAGAAACAAGCAUGUGAUGGAGGAAGAGGGUCUCCAGUCUUAUCAGGACCGCCUUGUACAGGAGUAUCAGAGGAGUGGAGACACAACAGUGCUUUCUAAAGAAGUUGAUGGUGUUAAAAUCACAUGCAGUCAUCCGCUGACAAUUCAUUCCAAGGAGAAGCCUUUGGAGAGAAUAUGGAAUUUUACUGUGCAUUCAAAGUUUCCACUCCUACAUGUUGCUUUGCUCAAGACCUAUCCUGGAGCUGUCUUCUCAUUGGUUGCAGAAGGUCUACCAAAAUUCUGCCCUUAUGCUGCAGGGGACAAUUUCCUAAUUAAAGGGUCAAAGAAACAAAACUAUCAUCUGGGGCUACGUGCUCACUGUUCAGUUUUUGGAGUGUUUGAGCAGUGGUUGACUCUGGAUUUUGGAAUUCGGCCAGUUUUCCUGCAGAAGAUUGUUGUGCAGGUUGGAGGCCAGGAAGAACCAUCAAGGCCACAGGAUGAAGGUUCAGAUCAAGAUGGUGGCCUGUUGCCAUCUUCUGAGCGCUGGUACCCAGACAAGCACUUAUGUAUACCAUGCAAGAACAGGACACAAGAUGAAAAGUGCCUAUUGGAAAAGUACAAACCACCUACAAUAAGUGCAUGUGAAUUCCCCAAAACAAUGGAGGAGAAACCAUUUACAGUUGAGAACUACAAGCAAAUUAUGCAUUUCAGGAUUGUGCAGGAGGAAGCUGCUAGAGAAGAGGUGAUUUCCAGGUUAAACUUAAAAGUCUUUGUGACCUUUUCCAAAAUGGUAAUGUCUGCAGUGCAGGGAAUGAAAGUGGCUCCCAACGGAGAGCUGUUUGCUGAGGUUACUCUUCCUACUGGCAUAACGCAAGACACAGAAGAAGGAUACUUACUGCUGCGGUCUGUGAACACUGCCUUAGUAUCGCCUUGCCUUUUGAAAAGUGACAAAGUCUAUGAAGUUCAUGUUGACAGAUGUUUUGAGUUAGAGAACAGUAUUUUACUCCAGAUACCAGAGAGAUGCUGCCAAGAGCUGUCUCUUAAAGAAGGGGCAUGUGUCCAGUUGGAGAUUCAAUUCCAGCUGGAUCGGUUGCAGUUCUGCAUAUACCGUGAAGCAGUAGACCGCCUGCUGGAUGUAAAAUUACUUUUGCCGGACCUGUCCAAGUGCUGCCUGCCUGACUCUCCGGAAAAGGUGCCAUGGGGCAACACAAAGCAGCAGACAGCAAUCUCUUACAUCGCUGGAUUAGUGUCAGCCAAAGGGCCAGUUGCUCCUCUUCUCAUAUAUGGCCCCUUUGGCACCGGUAAAACAUCCACUGUGGCCAAAGCUGCUUUACAAGUCAUCAGACAAGCUGGCACUAGGGUGCUGAUCUGCACCCAUAACAACAGUGCUGCUGACCUGUAUAUUCAGGAACAUUUCCAUUCAUAUGUGGAGUCUGGCCACCCAGAAGCUACCAUUCUCAGAGUGAAAUACACGCUCAGUCCUGUAAAUAGGACGGACCCCAUCACACAGCAAUACUGCCUUCUCAACUCAGACAAAUCUUCCUUCGUUAUCCCCAGCCAGGCUCUUCUUGAGCAGUACCGCAUUGUUGUGACAACUGCUGUCAUGGCACGUGAACUGGAUGUACCGCGAGGCUUUUUCAGCCACAUAUUGCUAGAUGAGUCAGCACAGAUGAUGGAAAGUGAAGCUCUGAUUCCAUUGUCAUUUGCCAACCACUGGACACGUGUGGUUGUGGCUGGAGACCACAUGCAAGAAACCCCACGGGUUUUCAACAGGACUGCUUGUGAGGAGCAUACCUUACUUACCCGCUUGUUCUCAUAUUACCAGGGUAAAGAUGUCCCAGCUGCAAAAAACGGGCGCAUAAUCUUCCACCAAAACUACCGCUCUGUACCCGCUAUCAUCUCCUUUGUUUCACGAUGUUUCUACUUUGGACGUGAUGAUGCUAUUGAGGCUUGUGCAGUUGAAACAAUGGAUCCACCUCAUGGAUGCCAUGCACUGGGGUUGAUACAUGUGCAUGGUCUAUGUUCUGCUGAGGGAAAUUCAUGGGUGAACCAAUCAGAAGUAUUACAAGUGAUUGAGGUUGUCAAAGAGGUUCUCCAGCGGUGGCCUGACAACUGGGGAAAAUUGAGAAGAAACAAAAUCUGUGUGGUGUCCCAAGGAAGUCAGGUGAAACUGAUUCGUCAAGAGCUGCGCAACAUAAGACUGUCUGAUAUCACUGUGACAAGCUUCGAAAACAUUCUUGGUUGUGAGUACCUCGUCAUUAUUCUGAGCACUGUUCGUUCUGUGGAUAGUCUCCCUGUUCAUCCUCCUGCCUCAUCCACUUUCAGCUUGGACUUCUUCUGUGAUCCACGAAUUGUGAACACCAUUCUGACACGUGCACGUUCCCAGGUCAUUGUAGUCGGAGAUGUGGUGGCCCUGUGUUCUUUUGGUGGGUGCAGCCGUAUCUGGAGAAACUACCUGCGGGAAUGUGUGGACGCCGGCAGUGCCAUACCACCUGAGCUUAGCGUGGAAGAGAUAAAGCAGGUAGUAUGUAACCGACAAGCCUGGAGGCAACAGCCAGGGGAAGAAGAUGCAGAGGAGGACAGUGAUUCUUGGGUAUCCGAUUUGGACAUCAAUUCAGAGGAUGCCAUUCUUCAGGAGUUGCUAGACAGUAAAAAGGAUGCCUGUGUGUCUGUGUCUGAGGAAGGUAUGCUGACAGUUUCAGCAACGUCCAGUUUUGGAAAAAAAAAAGACAUAUAUACACACUUCCCUAGACACAUUCUAGAGCAGUACCUGGAAAUGCAGCCCAAUGUUUACAAGAGAUGCCAACUGAUCAAGGAAGAUUUUGAUCGAGGCUAUGCUUUAACCCUUGAUGACUCUCCACCCUGUCAUAUAUCUGUUAAUGGGCGUAAGAAUUGUGGUCUAGCAUUUAGUGGAGACAAAGUCGUUAUUCAGUUGUUACCAGAUACCCAGCCUCAAGCAGGGACAGUAGUGGGAGUCCUGGAGACAGACAAGAAAAAUCAUUGCAUCGUCUGCACCAUGGACCCACAUGAUCGUAACAUUAUGAUUCCCAUUGAUCGAUCGGUGACUAAGAUUUUUUGUCUACGUUUUAAAGAGAGACAGGACUGCAUCCCAAUUCGUGAAUUUGAAGGGGAUCGUAUCAAAACUCUAAGAUUUGAGAAACUGACACAGGAAAUGAGACGGGGCCGACUGUUUUUGGUGCAGGUAGUCUGCUGGCGUCAAGGUUUCUACUAUCCUCUUGGGAUUGUAACUCGUAUUCUGCCUCCAGUGCUUACCUUAGAAGAGGGUCUUGAGAUCCUUAACCAUGCAUAUGGAAUUGAAAGUGGCAAUACGUACCCAAAAAAAGCAUCAAAAGAAGCCAAUAAAUUGGUUAUUAACCACUCCUUAGAAAAAGACAGAAAGGAUUGCAGGAACAUUAUUACCUUCACUGUAGAUCCUGUGUCUGCCAAAGAUUUGGAUGAUGCUAUCUCUGUAGAGGACAAAGGUGAUAACUAUGAGAUCGGCGUUCAUAUCACUGACCUGGCUGCUGUGAUUCCCCAAGGAGGUGACCUGGACAAUGAAGCCAAAGAACGAGGAGUCACUUUCUACCCCCCUGAGCAUGAUGCAGUCCAUAUGCUGCCACAGAAGUUAUGUUCUAAUCUGUGUAGCCUGAAACCAUCGUGUGACCGACUGACCAUAUCCCUUUUUGUAAUAGUACACAAGGAUGCUGACCAAAUGAUGGAUGGUUACUUUUGCCGCACUAUUAUCUGCUCUGACCGUCAGCUAUCAUACGAAGAAGCCAAUUCCAUUCUGAAAGCUGAAAGUGGGAAGCCCCAGACAUUUAACACUGUGGAAGGGUGUUUAUGUAUAGCUGAGCACUUCUCAAAAAUCCAUCGAACUUUCCGUCUGGAGGCAGCUGCCAAUUACAAACAGCCAGAUGAAGAUAGUCUAUUGGGAUCUCAAGACGCUCAGCGGAUGAUAGAAGAGCUGAUGAUUAUGUACAACAGUUGGGUGGCUGAGUAUCUUACCAGCAAGGAAAAAAUAAUGCAUCUUCUACCAGUACGAUGCCAGAAUCCUCCAAGUAUUAACAAGAUUGAGGAGCUGAGUACAAAAUUUAGAAAACUUUUACCUUUUUCUGCAUAUUUGUCACAUCAUCUGCUUGAACGUCCCAAACUACCAAGUCCCUCUUUAGGACAAAAAGUAACCAUGUUAACCUCAGUAUGGGAAAACUUGCAGGAUGCUGCACAAAACCAUAACCAUUCUAGAAUCACCGACCUUCUGUCCACAGAUGACCUGCAUCCCGAGCUGUUUUAUGCUGUCAGGGAAUUUAGGCGUCAACUUGGUCGUUCGUAUUUCAGCCGCUCUGGUACACAGAAUGCUGGUUGCCAUUACUCCCUUCAGGUGUGUGCCUAUACUUGGGCAUCAUCACCCCUUCGUCGAUACAUAGACAUUGUGGUGCAGAGAUUGCUCCACAAAACCCUCACAAGUGUCUCUGAAAAUGUUCCAACAAUUUCUGCUAAGGACAUAGACCUACUCUGUUGCAACUUUGAUAUAAGAGUAAAAAAGGAAUCAACCUAUGAGAAGACAGGAUAUGCUCUUAAGUUGGCUUUGUCACUACAUAAGGAAGUAAAGCAAAAGCUGGCUGUGGUAGUCACAGCUGAUUCAAAGAGCAGGGGUUUAAAUGUAGCAUUCCCACUGAAUGGAGACUCUUUGUCCAGUCUCAUGGUGCUUGAAUACAGUGCACUUCAGCCAGUGGGGCAACCAACACCUACUGAAAGUGGCACCUCUCUCUCCUGGAAACGCAGGGUGUAUUCCUACACUGAUUACCGGGAACAACCUCUCAGAAAUGUAACACGGAAAGAUUUAACCGCUUUUAGUUCUCAAGCAUGGCAUGAGGCAGUUAAGUCAAUAAUUCGGGGUGAGCCAAAGCAAGCAAUACUUUCCUUAAAAGAAGGUGUGGAAAUAUUUAACCCCAUGAGUUUUGUGGGACACAGCCCUUGUGGUCACUACAUGAACCUAACACUCCAUCUGCACCCUGGGGAUUCUCUUCCUGUCCAACUAUGUACUGUUGUUGACCGUGGAUUACCUACCCCAAAACCCCAGCUCUGCACUCCAGCCCCAGGAAUCCAGCUCUGCUUGGAGCAUACAUCUCGACCUGUUGACUGCUUCUCCUCUCUGGCAAACCGACCUCCUCUUAAACACUAUCGAAACGUUCGAGAAUAUCAGUUGGUAUGGUUUCCUCUUUGUGCUAUGGAAGCGGUAGAAUCAGCUGUAGGUGAGGGUGCAGGAAUUCUUCUGAGAGAUGUACCUGUACGGUGGGAAAAAAGAAAGGAUGCCAAACAAGCAGUGGGUAUGCAAGGUGCUUUCACUUUAUCUUCUGAUCUCAUCCAAGACUGCGACCUUGAUAUGGAUUUCCGCAACUGCUACCUGUGUGUUCGGAUGGAUGGAAUACAGUCAUGUAAUGUAACUGACCUGACUGAUGCACCCAGUUAUACUUGGGUGGCACACGGCGUGACUAAAUACAGCAAUCAGGUUUCUAAAGAGGAAGGUGGCGAUGUUGAAUUCCGAUUACACCAAGCUACCAUGAAGCAAGUUCCUGGGGUAGUUCUUAAGCCUAAAGCCACAUUCACUUUGGAAAUCAUACCCAAGCUAUUGCCAGACAUACGGAAGGAGAUGGCUCUGGGUGAACUAGCUGGUGCCUCCGAACUCGCAAAGAAUAUUGUGCUUGGAAAACAGAUUCCUGAUCGAGAUUUGAACACUAAGUUUAAGUCCCAGAGGUCUUUUACUCUCCCAGACUUUUCACCUCUAAACAACAGUCAGACAGAAGCUGUGCGCAAAGCUCUAACACAGCCCUUCACCCUCAUACAAGGGCCACCUGGCACAGGAAAAACUGUUGUUGGUGCUCACCUGGUUUAUUGGUUCAAUCAGGUGAACCAGCAUCAGGAGACCCCAACGGGUAAUGAAGAGGAAGAGCCUGGUAGGCGAAUGCUUAUGUAUUGUGGGCCUUCAAACAAGUCUGUGGAUGUUGUAGCUGUAAUGCUACUUUCACUCAAAAGGAAGCUCCCCCUAUUGCGUGUAUACAGUGAACAGAUUGAGCUUUCCGAGUUUCCAUAUCCUGGGAGCAACCUCAAGGUUUCCGGAUACCUCAGGGAAGGAAAAUCCCACCCAGGACUCAGAUCUAUCACUUUGCAUUAUUUAAUCCGGGAGCCUAGCAACCCGUAUUCCAACAAAAUUCGAGAGAUGGACAGACGAAUCCAGAGUGGAGAGGAAAUUUCACUUGAAGAUGUGGAAUUGGGCUGCGUGCCACUACAAGGGGCGGGGCUUCCCAGACCGAGACCAGCGGCAGGAAGGCGCCAUUUCCUGCUGCUGUGGAUCUUCAAGGCUGCAUGCACGCUGCUCCUCCAGGACCCACGCUGCUACAAACUAUAUAAGAAGCUCCGAAAUGACGCUCGAAAAUUUGAACUUGACCGCCAUGACAUCAUUCUGUGUACCUGUAUUUGCUCUUCCAGUGCGUUUCUGAGUAAAUUGCAAGUGUCACAGAUCAUCAUUGACGAGUGUGCAAUGUGCACAGAGUCAGAAACUCUUGUCCCAAUUAUCUGCCACAAAAGCGCGCAAUCGAUUGUUUUGCUUGGGGACCACCGUCAGUUGCGCCCAGUAAUAAAAAAUGAUUUAUGCCGCAUACUUAAAAUGGAUCGUUCAUUAUUUGAGAGGUACGAAGAGAGAGCAUUGCUGCUGGAUACACAAUAUCGUAUGCAUUCUGAUAUCUGUGAGUUUCCUUCUGCUGAGUUUUACGAUGGACGCUUGCACACCAGUCCACAGCUCAACCUCCAACCAAGCCUAUUUAACCACCAACGUAGAAACUGCUGCCCCCUGUUGUUUGGAGAGGUAGAUGGGGUAGAGGAGAGCCUGGUUGUGACCAGUGAAGAAGGAAACUUUAACUCAAAGGCAAACAAAGAAGAGGCCAAACAGGCAGUGCGUCUGGCAAAACUUCUUGUUCGUAAUUCUAUUUCACCAAACAAAAUUGCUAUCCUGACCCCCUACAAUGCACAGGUAGCAGAGGUUACUAAAAUACUUCAUGCUGAGAGGCUAAGCGAUGUUACCGUCUGCACAAUAAUGAAGAGCCAAGGAAGCGAGUGGCAGUAUGUCAUCUUUUCCACAGUGCGCACGGCUUCUUUGCAGGAACUGGACAGUCAUCCUACGUACAGUUGGCUACGGCUGCGCCUUGGGUUUCUUGGAGACCCAAAUCAGAUUAAUGUUGCACUUACUAGGGCGAAGGAGGGUCUGUGUGUGCUAGGAAACGCUAACCUGCUAAAGUGCUGUUCUCUCUGGAAACGACUUCUACAGCACUAUAGCCAGAAGGGGGCCAUUGUCCAUUCUACUCUGAUUGGGGUAUCAGCACCACGUCGCCGCUAAGAGCAUUAUGAAGGACAAAGGAUUUAACCAUCCAUGUUUUUCCGCACUAAGUAUCAUUUAAUGAGUGGUUGCAGAUUUUACCAGCACCUGACAGUUAUCUCCUGAUUUAUUUGCUGCAGGUUGCAGCACCUCAUGUAUUUUGCUGCUCGCCAGUUUCCACAAUAUACAGCUGUCACUGUAGCUGUGUAAUUGAACAUUCCAUUAUUCUAUACCUCUGUAGAUAUACGAAUCAGGGUACCAUCAUAUUAUGUAUGUCACAUUAGAGCAAUAUUUUACUGGGUUUCUUCUAUCAAGUAAAGAGUGUCGACCAUUUACCAAUAUAAACUUCCUUGUAAAGCCAUCUUUAACGCUGUAUUACUGUCACACUUGAUUACUGUAUCUGUAGAUGAAGGACUAUUAGCAGUGCCAAGAAUCUCUCUGAUAUCAUCUGAGGGUUGAGCCUUUAGCUUUGUGGCUCCGACUCUAUGGAACCCUCUCCCCAGCACAGUUCGAGAAGCCUCCACUGUAGAAUACUUCAAAAACAUGCUCAAGACUUCCCUGUUCACCAAGCAUUUCACCUAUGUCCCUUGUUAAGCCUGUUUUGUAUGUUGUGCUUUAAGGGUCCUGUUAAGGGAAAAGCGCUCUAUAUAAAUAACAUUAGUGUUGUAAUUAUUUUUUUUUAUUUUUUUAUUAUUAUUAAUGCAUGGCAGAUAAUUUAGAUUCUGUCUUGGUUAAAAAAAGAUUUUAAUGUCCAUGUCCAAUGUUCAACGCUAAACAAUUCCCAGCUGGUUCGCACAAUGCCUGCAUGUGUUUCCAGAUUUGUUUAUACAUGUGAGUGACCAAAUUGGACUGAUUCUGGUAUUCUGCCGCUGGACAAAAUGCUGGAUCCCAUGUGGCUGCAAUAGUGCAGUCAGCAGAUGCCUGUGCACCAGCUAUGGUUGGUGGCCAGUGGAACCACAACCCUCAGAGAGCUUAGACCUGAUUACAUGAUGCCAUUGCCCUGUGUGUGGCAAACUUUAGUAAGUCUCAGGUUGCAUUUUAAUGUUUUUAUUCCUUACAGGGACACAAUCAGGGAAAUUCUGUAAACAUUUUAUAUGUAUUUCAUACUGCUGUAAGAUGGACCAGUAUCUAUUUUGUAAACAUUCAAUUUCUAUCUAAUCUACUGUAGAUUUUUAGUGUCUUGCAUUUGAAAUAAAUUUCCCCAUAUGGUGAA